AUGCCUCCGGCAGCGAUUGCAAACUCUGAUGCGACAAUUCCUGCACAUGAAGAUGUACUCUGGCAAGUCAUGAAAACACAACUCACACUCCAAACUCCCCCAAUUGCGCCAAGCCCACUGAGAGUUUCUGUGAUGCUCACAACCCACCUCUUCGUGGUUUUGCAGACCUUCAACUAUGCGAUUGAACGCAUUCUGGCGAACAACCGCAUUAGCAUUUGGAUGAUCCUCCUCCACAGCUCGAUUGGCCAUGUUCAAUAG
This is a messenger RNA of Penicillium verhagenii, 258 nucleotides long. RefSeq lists its product as uncharacterized. Lineage: Eukaryota; Fungi; Ascomycota; Eurotiomycetes; Eurotiales; Aspergillaceae. The record is from RefSeq and is a predicted model, not a curated record. The transcript has a single exon. The coding region runs from base 1 to 258 and encodes 85 amino acids.